AUGUUCAUAUUUGAACUGGGGAUCUAUCUAUCUAUCUAUCUAUCUAUCUAUCUAUCUAUCUAUCUAUCUAUCUAUUAUAUACCUAAAUCUAUCUAUCUAUCUAUCUAUCUAUCUAUCUAUCUAUCUAUCUAUCUAUCUGUUAUAUACCCCUGUUCAUAUCCUCUCUCUCUAUCUAUCCAUCUAGCUAUCCUAGCCUGUUCAUAUCCUCUACCUAUCUAUCCAACUAUCUUUCUCUCUCUCUCUCUCUCUCUCUAUAUAUAUAUAUAUAUAUAUAUAUAUAUAUAUAUAUAUAUAUAUAUAUAUACUGAUGAUAUCUAUCUAUCUAUCAAUAUAUCUAUCUAUCUAUCUAUCUGUCUGUCUGUUUAUCUAUCUAUCUAUCUAUCUAUCUAUCUAUCUAUCUAUCUAUCUAUCUAUCUUAGCCUGUUCAUAUCCCUCUCUCUCUCUCUCUCUCUCUAUCUAUCUAUCUAUCUAUCUAUCCAUCCAUUUCUCUUGACAUUUUUUAUAUAUAUGAACAUGUUAUAUACUGAUCAUAUCUAUCUAUCUUCAUCUAUCUAUCUAUCUAUCUAUCUAUCUAUCUAUCUAUCUAUCUAUCUAUCUAUCUAA
This is a messenger RNA of Acanthosepion pharaonis, 603 nucleotides long. The record is from the annotation of a GenBank genome assembly. Lineage: Eukaryota; Metazoa; Mollusca; Cephalopoda; Sepiida; Sepiidae.